Drosophila miranda is the source of this 6077-nucleotide messenger RNA. It is a transcript of the gene Elk, whose product is annotated as potassium voltage-gated channel subfamily H member 8. Bases 261 to 4190 code for a protein of 1309 amino acids. Gene Ontology annotation, biological process: potassium ion transmembrane transport; regulation of membrane potential. Gene Ontology annotation, molecular function: voltage-gated potassium channel activity. The record is from RefSeq and is a predicted model, not a curated record. Gene Ontology annotation, cellular component: membrane. The transcript has 17 exons. NCBI's taxonomy places the organism in Eukaryota, Metazoa, Arthropoda, Insecta, Diptera, Drosophilidae.
AGUUGCCUUUUCGACAGUUGCAACAGUUGCUGUACAGUGGCUUCCAAAGGCGGACGUGGCAUAAGCAAGAGGAAGGUCAUCAGGUUCUUUCAGCAUAGAACAAGCAACAAGCAACAAGCGGCAGGAACCGACAGGAACCAACGGCAACCGACAGGCGCCACAUCAAGAACAACAGGCACAAGCCUGUCCGCCUCCCAGUAGAGAAAGCAUUGCCACGACCGAAGCAGCGCUUUUAUAGGCGCACCGGCCCCACGAUUCCCAUGCCAGCGCGCAAGGGGCUGCUAGCGCCCCAAAACACAUUUCUGGACACCAUAGCCACACGGUUCGAUGGCACGCACUCGAACUUUGUGCUCGGCAAUGCGCAGGCAAAUGGCAAUCCUAUUGUUUAUUGCUCGGAUGGGUUCGUGGAUUUGACAGGAUAUUCGCGCGCUCAAAUUAUGCAAAAGGGCUGCUCAUGUCAUUUCCUCUACGGACCGGAUACGAAGGACGAGCACAAACAGCAAAUUGAGAAAAGUCUCUCCGCCAAAAUGGAACUGAAGCUCGAGGUGAUUUUCUACAAGAAAGAAGGUGCUCCGUUCUGGUGCCUCUUCGACCUUGUGCCCAUUAAGAACGAAAAGCGCGAUGUGGUCCUCUUUCUGGCCUCCCACAAGGAUAUCACCCACACCAAGAUGCUCGAGAUGAAUGUGAACGAGGAAUGUGAUAGCGUUUUUGCCCUUACAGCUGCACUGCUGGGCGCUCGGUUCCGGGCCGGGUCCAAUGCCGGAAUGCUGGGCCUGGGCGGCCUGCCUGGGCUGGGCGGGCCCGCGGACAGCGAUGGCGAUGUGGAGGCCGGAGAGGGCAACAAUUUGGAUGUGCCUGCCGGCUGCAAUAUGGGACGGCGGCGCAGUCGUGCGGUAUUGUACCAGCUCUCGGGGCACUACAAGCCCGAGAAGGGUGGUGUCAAAACCAAAUUAAAGCUGGGCAAUAACUUUAUGCAUUCAUCCGAGGCUCCGUUUCCCGAAUACAAAACACAAUCGAUAAAAAAGUCACGCUUGAUUCUGCCCCAUUACGGUGUAUUCAAAGGUUUUUGGGAUUGGGUCAUACUUUUGGCCACCUUUUAUGUGGCCCUAAUGGUGCCCUACAAUGCAGCCUUUGCCAAGACGGAUCGCCAGACGAUGGUCUCUGAUGUCAUUGUGGAGGCGCUUUUCAUAGUCGAUAUUCUGUUGAACUUCCGCACAACCUUCGUCUCGCGCAAAGGGGAGGUCGUGUCGAAUUCCAAGCAGAUUGCCAUCAAUUACUUCCGAGGCUGGUUCGCCCUUGACCUGCUCGCCGCUUUGCCCUUUGAUCAUCUCUACGCCUCCGAUUUGUACGACGGCGAGGAAUCGCACAUCCAUCUUGUGAAAUUGACGCGACUGUUGCGCCUGGCUAGGUUGUUGCAAAAAAUUGAUCGAUACUCUCAGCACACGGCCAUGAUACUGACAUUGCUGAUGUUCUCCUUCACGCUGGCCGCCCAUUGGCUGGCCUGCAUCUGGUACGUGAUAGCGGUCAAGGAGUACGAAUGGUUCCCCGAGAGCAACGUUGUAUUUUUUACAGGGUGGCUGCAGCUACUGGCCGAACGGAAGAACGCCACUGUGGCCAUCCUGACGACGGCGGAAACCUACUCGACGGCCCUGUACUUCACCUUCACCAGCCUCACGUCGGUGGGCUUCGGCAAUGUCUCGGCCAAUACCACGUGCGAGAAGGUCUUCACCAUUAUUAUGAUGCUUAUUGGAGCUCUGAUGCAUGCCGUGGUCUUUGGUAAUGUGACGGCCAUCAUUCAGCGCAUGUACUCCCGGCGAUCCCUCUACGAGAGCAAGUGGCGCGAUCUCAAGGAUUUUGUGGCAUUGCAUAACAUGCCCAAGGAGCUGAAGCAACGCAUUGAGGAUUACUUCCAGACAUCCUGGUCACUCAGCCACGGCAUUGAUAUAUACGAGACGCUACGCGAAUUUCCCGAAGAGUUGCGCGGCGACGUCUCCAUGCAUCUCCACCGUGAAAUAUUACAGCUACCAAUAUUUGAGGCUGCCUCACAGGGCUGCCUGAAGCUGUUGUCGCUGCACAUAAAGACGAACUUCUGUGCACCCGGCGAAUAUCUAAUCCACAAAGGCGACGCCCUCAACUACAUCUACUAUCUGUGCAACGGCUCCAUGGAGGUGAUCAAGGACGAUAUGGUUGUGGCCAUUUUGGGUAAGGGCGACCUGGUCGGCUCCGACAUCAACGUGCAUCUGGUGGCCACAAGCAAUGGACAGAUGACGGCCACCACCAACAGCGCUGGCCAGGAUGUUGUCGUCCGCAGCAGCAGCGAUAUAAAGGCGCUCACCUACUGCGAUCUGAAGUGCAUUCACAUGGGCGGCCUGGUGGAGGUGCUUCGGCUGUACCCCGAAUACCAGCAGCAGUUCGCCAAUGACAUCCAGCACGACCUGACCUACAACCUGCGCGAGGGCUACGAAAAUCAGGACUCGGACAUCGGGCCAUCCUUCCCGCUGCCCAGCAUCAGCGAGGACGACGAGAACCGCGAGGAGGGCGAAGUGGAACCAGCAGACAAGGAAAAUGAUGCAGGUCCGGGCGGAGGAGCCGGUGGUGCUACACCCUCGCCGCUGCACAGCGUAAGCACUGCUUCACCGCUUCAUGCCACACGAUCCCCACUCCUGGGAAUGAACAGUCCACGGAACCAGCGGCUGCACCAGCGCGGACGCUCUUUGAUCACGCUACGGGAGACGAACAAGCGGCAACGGAACCUCAAUGCGGCCUGCAGCCUGGACCGAGGCUCCUUCGAGGAGCCAGACACAGAAGGGGAGGAGUCGGGGGUCGCCAAGCGGCCAUCGCUGGAGCGGCUGGAUUCACAGGUCUCCACCCUGCACCAGGACGUGGCGCAGCUGAGCGUUGAGGUGCGCAAUGCGAUUACCGCGCUGCAGGAGAUGGCCUUCACCUCCACGGCCAUGAACUCGCACAGCUCCUUGAAAUUUCCGCCGGCCCGCUCCAUUCCGAACAUCAGCGGAGGGGCCGGUAAUCGGUCCGGAUUGGGCCUGAAUGAUCCAGCUGGGUUGGACUUGAAGGGCGGACACCUGUCUAAUGGUGCACCAGAGGUGGCGCCUAUUUACAGGAGCUCCUCGCAUCCGCCCGAGGUCUGGGGUCGAGAUGUACAGCUGCCGGGCAGUAAUGCGGCCAGCUCGAAGUCGGAAAAGGCAUCCCCGGAAACACCAGCAGCCGCCGGCGAACACAAUCGGACGACGGCCAACCGCAGCUCCCAGACAGACUUCUACCGCAUCGACUUCCCCACAUUCGAGCGCUUCGUGUUGGCCAAUCCGCGCCUGGUCCUGGGCCUGUUGGGCAUCGAGCCGGCCAUCAAGACCGAAAUGGAGCUCCUGCAGCAGAAGCAGACCCUCCAGAUAUCGCCACUCAAUACCAUCGACGAAUGCAUAUCCCCGGCAGAUCCUACUCUAGGAAGCUCCAAGGAGCGUUUGCUUGGGCCGACGGGAGGGUCGAGUACCGGACGCAUCUAUCCGCCACUGGACGACGAGAACUCUAACGAUUUUCGCUGGACCAUGAAGCAGUCGGCCAGCCACCACAGCUGUUGCAAGAGCACUGACAGCCUGCUGACACCGGAGGAGCAGUUGGCUGCCCAGCAGCCGCCUGUUGAGGGCCCACCUCUGUCCCAGGAGCGAUCCAAGCGCGUUCGGCGCAGCGCAAGUGGUAGCAAUUCGAGCAUAUCCAGCAGCAGCUCCAGCUCCAACAGCUGCGUGGUCUCGCAGAGCACUGGCAAUCUGACCACCAGCGCCUCGGUGCACUGCAGCAGUAGCAGCCAGAGCGUGGCUAGUGUGGCCACCACAAGACGCGCCUCCUGGAAGUUGCAGCACUCGCGCAGCGGAGAGUACCGACGGUUGUCGGAGGCAACCGCAGAGUACUCGCCCCCAGCCAAGACCCCGAACCCGAUUCCGAUUCCAGUGUCAGCGGCAGCAGCCGCCAUAGCCGGUUAUGGCAGGGACGAGGAAGAGAGUGUGGAGCUACUAGGACCUCGACGUGGCUCAAGGCCAAUUCUGCUGGGCGUGAGCCAGGGGCAGGGCCAGGGCCAGGCCGUGAAUUUCCGCUUCUCUGCCGGCGAUGCUGACAAAUUGGAGAAGGGACUGCGUGGCCUGCCAUCCACUCGCUCCCUACGCGAUUCGAGUGGCAAGUAGGAGUAAGAGGCAUUGUUUAUGGAUGACUGGAUGAAUGGAUAGGUGGGUGCGUGAGAGGCUUGAGGGAGGUAUGAGGGUGGCAUGUGUGGACUCAUUUACAUGCAACCCGCUGUGCGUGAUUUAUGGCCUAAUUAAUACUGAAAUACGAAGACGCUUGUACAUUUAAUAUUGUAUCUCUAAGAUACAAAUACGAGCUGAGUUUUCCAUUGAUUUCUCCCUUAGUUAUGUUCUUCAGAUAUAGGUUCAGCCACUUAUCUUUAAAAGUAAUCGAAUAACGUUAGAAUAAUGAUUAAUUCAAGCGAGUAGCUUAACAGAAACGUACAUAUACGAAAUUUGGUUGUUUCCCUUUAGUUACGUUUAAUUUCAACAUCAUUUAAUUAGCUAACUCUGUAUAUUAUAUAAUUAAGAUUUGAGUCUGAUAAGUAUUUAUAUCCCUUAAGUUGCAUUCCCAAAUUUAAGUUUAGGCCAGGCAGGCGUCUAUAAUCAGGGGUGAACCAGAUACAUAUUUAUUGUACAGCAUAUCAGAGAGAGAGAGAGAUCCAAAUAUAUUUGUAGCCUAGUCUAUUUUUGUAAAGACCGCAUCAGGAAUCGUUGAGCAGGCAAAGCAGUCCACCAGUCCACCGAUUGUGUGGCUGUCGGCAGGAAAAGUGCAGUGCAAAGAACAGAUACCUAAAUACAUAUAUUUUUUUUUUCUAAUCAAACAGUUAUAGAUGUUCCAUAUACAUACUCGUAUGAAUGUUAUAUUUAAAUAUACAGAUACCUAGAUAGACAGGUAAAGGUUAUAUUUCACAAUAUCUCAACGGUUAGGCCCAGGCUCAGGCAAUGGAAUGCGAAACGAGGCAGAUCAGCGAAGGUACAAAUCUAAAGACCUCCGAUUAAUGUUAGUUAUAUGUAUGUACCUACUCGUAUAUAUGUAUAUGUGUAUGUAUAUGUGCAUGUGUUUAGAGUUUGCUUAGCAACUGAAAUCACAAGAUUAUUGAAAACACUUUAACAAUGGGUGAAAUAUUAACAAUCUUGAAUUAACGACUCCAAAUCGGAGAUGUUCUCAAUGUAAAGUGCUAGGAAAAGGUUUUCCAAAAAGCUGGAAUUGAGAACAUGCCUGUAUAGGGGGAUAUUUGAGAAAUUGGAGCUACCUGAUUGAGUAUAGAUUAUAGAUCUGGCAAAGUAAGUAAUAGGAAAGUACGUAUUUUGAAGGGGGAUCCCACACAUUUGUAGAAACAUAAGAGAGCCCCAUCCACGCUUCGCUAGUCGGAGAUGGGGGUCCCAUAGAUUAUGCUAAGAUAAUCGACAAUCGUGUGCACAUAAAAUACUGUGUAUAUUGAAUGGACAGAGUUCUGCUUUAAAAGUGAACUUUCGAUCGUUUGGAUAAGAUGAUGAAUUUUGUGAUCCGCAGCGUGGAGAGGCAACAUUAAUUAAUCGACAGAGUGUUUAAUUCGGUGUUUGUUCAAUGGUUACAAUGUUCAACUGAAAACUGAAAACUGUGUACAUUUCUGGCAUCCCAUGUAUAUCCUGGUAUAUGUACAUAUAUUGUAGUAUAUGUAUAUCUGAAUGUGUACAUUUGUAAUUUGCUCCCAAGAACUAUAAAGACUUAAGCUUCAUUCUAUCUUUGAUGUAAGCAUUCUAUGAUAAUAAGUGUGUAAGUUUUAUAUGUGGUUAGAUGGAUAAAAACGUCCACAUAUGUUUUAGCCAAGCCAAGCAAACUGGCCUACAACCUAAGCAGAACUUUUCAAUUGAGAUCUAUUAAAGCCAGCUACCAGACAGAGCAUCUAUUAAACGUUUUUAAAUGUUUUAACCUAAUGUUAUCAAGACUAUAUACAAGUUAAUACAUGUAGUUAUACACAAAAAUCAUACAAGAAUAUCCGAUAUUUCAAUAAACAAUAAACUUGA